AUGUCUUCGGUGAGACCGACUAGUCUCUCGCCUUUCUUUGCGAUUUUCGUCGUCUGGUUUCAUCCUCGGAUCACGGGUUCUGGCUCGACUCGAGAAAUUGGCUUCUGGUUUUAUAGUCGGAGAAAGAGGACGAUGGAGCAUGGUGGGGAUUGAGAUGGUUCUCCUCUUCUCAGUUCAGGAAGAUAAGAUCCACUUGGUUUAGAGAAAGAGAGAGAGAAGGAUUAUCACCCAAAAUAAUAGCAUCUUCCGGUGGCGAGUAGGUAAAUCGGAGGAAGAGGAUGAUGACCUUAUCUACAAUGCAUGAAGAUAAUAUCAUGGCUUUAUUCAUUUAUUCUGAAUGUGAGACUAUAAUAGAGAGAUCAUAUUCAUAGGUUUUGAUUUUUGGAAAGGUUCUUCGGGGCGAAUUGACGUUAUGUCAUGGGGGAAUUGAUGGGAAGAACAUACGAUUUUGAGAUUUGGUAGUACUUGAGCUCUUGAAUUAAUAGUGCAUGUUCUCGUUGCCAUUUCUCCAAAGCUUCAUUUAUGUAUAUUUUUAUUAAUUUCCUAUUUUUAAUCCCAAGUUUUAGAAUUGGGAAAUGCCGAUAUGAUCCUCAAAACUAUCAUUGCACAUGGGAUUUUUUAUCUAAUUUUUUAUAUUUAUUAUCAUAUUUUUUUAGGUUUUUUUUUCAUCCACCACAAUGAGAUCAUCACCCCUUUCCAACUGAUGAUUUAACUUAUCUCGGGACCAUAUAAUAACUUGUGAUUCUUCUUUGUAAGAAAUAAGAAGGAUAACGAAUCGAUUGACCUCCCUAACACCAAGUUUCUUGCCGUGGGUCAACUCAACUUAUCCACACAAGAUUAGAUGUACAAAAAAAAUCGUAUCUUGAGAUUCAGUAUUUGAUUAUCAGUUGACUUUCAAUACAAUCACAUUCAUUGGUGGCAAGCAGUAGAUGUUUGGAUUAAUUGGCCUCAAAGCCAUUCAACAAUGGUUUGACAGUACUAAUCACAUUCAAUAGUGACAUUCAUUCAAUCAUGGGCUUCUCCAACAGAUGAUUCAACUUACCUAGGGACCUUUAGCUUCGAUUCAACUAUGCAGGAUAAUGAAUCGAUUGACUCCCUAACACCAAGUUUCUUGACGUGGUUCAACUCAACUUAUCCACACAACAUUAGAUGUACAAAAAAAUCGUUCUUGAAAUUCACCAUUUAAUUAUCGGUCGACUUUCCCAUCCAAUCACAUUCAAUGGUGACAAGCAUUAGAUGUUUGGAUUCAUCCUCCUCACAUUCAUUCAAUCAUGGGCUUAUCAUUUCAAAUCAUAUCCAACGUUGAGGAGAGUCUUACGCUUAAAUUGUCCAUCUUCAAGGCUGUUUGAUAGAUCCUCAGUUGACUUUCUCACACAAUUGGUGUUUAUGCGUCGCAUGAAGCACGAAAAAGGGGUCCCUUUGCCGAAAUUUGGAGAAUGGGACGUGAACAACCCUGCUUCUGCCGAGGGCUUCACAGUCAUCUUUAACAAGGCCAGAGACGAGAAGAAGACGACCGGCGGCACCGGGACGACAAGGGAUAAAGGAGACUACAAGCAGAAUCAGACAAUUGAGUUCCCCAAGAAGAGGGUAUUGACUUCGUUCAAGGAAGAAUAAAAUUACUCCUUUUGUCCUAUCUUUAGCGUUAUUUGGUCAACGAAAACGUGAUGAUUUUAUCCACAAAUCUGCAGAGAAAGUGGCUUUGCUUCUGA
Molecule: messenger RNA, 1709 nt
Organism: Spirodela intermedia
Lineage: Eukaryota; Viridiplantae; Streptophyta; Magnoliopsida; Alismatales; Araceae
Source: the annotation of a GenBank genome assembly